This is a messenger RNA of Daucus carota subsp. sativus, 2633 nucleotides long. Its product is annotated as G-type lectin S-receptor-like serine/threonine-protein kinase SD2-5. The record is from RefSeq and is a predicted model, not a curated record. The transcript has a single exon. Gene Ontology annotation, molecular function: ATP binding; protein serine/threonine kinase activity. Gene Ontology annotation, biological process: protein phosphorylation. The coding region runs from base 101 to 2509 and encodes 802 amino acids. NCBI's taxonomy places the organism in Eukaryota, Viridiplantae, Streptophyta, Magnoliopsida, Apiales, Apiaceae.
UUUUGAAUGGUAGGUGACACUCUUGUCAAAGUCUAACACCAAGCUUCAUUGCUGAAUACACCAGUUUUUUGAAGUUAUUUGGUACAUUUCAGCUGGCUUGAUGGGAGUUUGGGCAUUCUUCUCUUUUAUGGUAACAUGCUUGUUUGUUCUCUUUCAAACCAAUACUUGCAUGGCCCUUUCAAUAGCUAUUGGCAGAUUAAAACCUGGUUUUCAGGUUGCUCAGUUGCAAUUCAUAGAUGAUGGUGGGACGUUUCUUUGUUCAAACAACUCCAUUUUUUGUUUGGGCUUUAUCACCUCUGACAAAGAUUACACCACAUUUGUACUUGGUAUAUUCCACUUGAGCACUUCAAGAAAAAUUUGGUCUGCAAAUAGAGCCACUCCAGUUAGAAAUUCUGAUAAGUUUGUGUUUGAAGAUGGUGGGAAUGCUAUUUUGCAAAUUGGAGGGUCUGUGAUAUGGUCUACAAAUACGUCGAAUAAAGGGGUUUAUGCCAUGGAAAUGCAGGACUCUGGAAAUCUGAUUUUGUUGGGGAAGGAUAGUAAAAUUGUCUGGCAAAGCUUCGAUCAUCCGACAGAUACCCUUUUGUCUAACCAGAAAUUUAGUGAAGGCAUGAAACUUGUAAGUAAUCCUAGCACAAGUAAUUUGACCUUUUUUCUUGAAAUGAAGUCUGGAGAUAUGGUCCUUUAUGCAAAUUUUGGAAAUCCACAGCCGUAUUGGUCCAUCAGGCAAGAUGAUAGAAAAAUUAUUCAAAAGAAUGGUCAGAAUGUCAGUGCAGCAUAUCUUAUUGGUAACUCAUGGAGGUUUUAUGACAAGAGCAGAAUAGUGUUUUGGCAACUAAUUAUCUCUGGAGAGAGUGAUACAAAUUCUACUUUGGUUGCAACUUUAGGAGAUGAUGGAUAUAUCACUUUCUUUAAUCUUGAAAGUCAAAAUUUCGAUGAUGGUUUUUCUGUUUUGAAAAUACCAGCUAAUUCAUGCAGUAGACCUGAAUCAUGUAAUCCGUAUAAGAUAUGUUAUCAUGGUAAUAUUAAUGAUAUCUGUGGUUGCCUUUCAGUGCUCAAUUCCACGGACAAUUGCAGACCUGGUAUAGUUUCUCCUUGCAAGGAGUCACAUGGUUCUACAGAGCUGAUAGAUGCUGGAAAUGGGCUGAGCUAUUUUGCGCUUGGCCUUGUUGCACCCUCAUCCAAAACCAGCUUAGAUGGCUGCAAAACUUCUUGUCUUGCUAACUGCUCAUGCCUUGCUAUGUUUUUUGAGGAGAAGUCCCAAAAUUGCUUUCAUUUUGAUAAUGUAGGAAGUUUGAAAGCUUCAGGUGAUGGAAGUGACUUUGUUUCAUACAUAAAGGUCUCGAGGAAUGGAGGCAAUCUGAGGGGGCAUAGAGGCAGCAAGAAAAAAAUUCUGCUUGUCGCCAUAAUACUCACGGUAACAACGUUGAUUAUUGGUGUUGUACUUUAUGGAAUAAGGCAUUACUACCAAAAACAGAACAGUAUCCAAGUGGAGUCUCCUCGAGAAACUGAAGAAAAAAAUUUCUUGGAGAACAUAUCUGGAAUGCCAAUCCGAUUCAGUCACUAUGAUCUCCAAGUUGCUACCAACAACUUCAGUAGGAAACUAGGGCAAGGAGGUUUUGGAUCAGUUUAUGAAGGUGUUUUAUCAGAUGGAACCCGAGUGGCUGUGAAGCAAUUGGAAGGCAUUGGUCAAGGAAAAAAAGAAUUCCGAGCUGAAGUAAGCAGUAUUGGCAGCAUUCAUCAUCACCACCUGGUAAGGCUUAAAGGCUUCUGCGCUGAAGAUUCCCACCGGCUCCUUGUAUAUGAAUACAUGGCAAAUGGUUCCCUGGAAAAAUGGAUCUUUAGUAAGCACAAUGGAGAUGUGUUGGACUGGGACACAAGAUUUGCUAUUGCUAUAGGCACCGCGAGAGGGUUAGCUUAUCUUCAUGAGAAUUGUGAAGUGAAAAUUGUGCAUUGUGAUAUUAAACCUGAAAAUGUGCUCCUAGAUGAAAACUUUCAUGCUAAAGUUGCGGACUUUGGUCUUGCCAAGCUAAUGAGCAGAGAGCAGAGCCAUGUUUUCACAACACUACGGGGAACAAGGGGUUACCUUGCACCAGAGUGGAUCACAAACUCUGCAAUAUCAGAAAAAAGUGAUGUCUAUAGCUAUGGAAUGUUACUUCUUGAGAUCAUUGGCGGUAGAAGAAACUACUACGCAUCUGAAACAGAUGAACAAUGCAACUUUCCUUCAUACGCUUUUGAGAUGAUGGAGCAAGGUAAAGUUAGGGACAUUGUUGAUGCCAAACUAAGAAUAACUCUAGAUGAUGAGAGAGUGUCUAUAGCAAUUAAGGUUGCUCUAUGGUGUAUACAACAUAACAUGCACCUUAGACCAUCAAUGACAAAAGUAGUCAAAAUGCUCGAACAAGUGUCUUUUGUUCCUCCACCUCCUUCUUCCCAGCAGAUGAACUCUUCAGAGCCAUUAGAUCUCAAUAGUUGUGCUGAUCUUUCAGCCGUGAGGCUUUCAGGACCAAGAUAGCAGCUGAUAUUAUAUGUGUAUCUGGUAUGUUACUAAAUAUCUUGUACUACUCAACUCACUUAAAUAUAUUGUUAAAUGAUUCAUGCUUAUAUGUCAUUUCCUCAAAAUUGAUAAAUUGAUACAC